Priapulus caudatus is the source of this 851-nucleotide messenger RNA. RefSeq names its product WSC domain-containing protein 2-like. The coding region runs from base 1 to 531 and encodes 176 amino acids. The transcript has 4 exons. The record is from RefSeq and is a predicted model, not a curated record. Lineage: Eukaryota; Metazoa; Priapulida; Priapulimorpha; Priapulimorphida; Priapulidae.
AUGUUAAAGCUCAAGAUUCGUAUAGAGCCGGCCGGCUACUUCAAAACAGAGCCUGAAGGUCGGGUCGGCACCCUGACCCCGACCGUCUGCGCCGCUCACUGCAUCGACCGUGGCUACAUAUUCAUGGGUCUUGCUUACGGAAAGAAUUGUAAAUGCGGCAUGGCAUACGGAAAACACGGACAGCUGGCAAAGACCGACUGUAACGUGGCGUGUCCGGGUGACGUCAGCGUCAUGUGCGGAACGAGCAGAGUGAACUCGGUUUACAGAAUUUACAAAUAUGACGACUUCAGCGAAUUGCUAUUCCACGACAGCCUUGUGUCCGCAGGAAACGGGCUAACACGCAAUGUAACAGCAAGCCCGGCAGUAGGUGUCGCCUCGGUGUUAUUGUGCGCAGGUCACUGCCUUGAGUCGCCAUCUUGCUUUGGAGUCGUUUGGAUUCCAGGAAGCGUUAACAACUGCGUGCUUAUCUCCGGUAUUGGCAAUCCAGGCGUCUACACGAUUCCCACAGGAGGAAAAUUCUAUCACGUAUGAAUAGAGUCAGUGAGUGAUGAGUUUAUCAUGUAUCUCGUCAAUGAGUUUCCUAAUUCUUUACCACCAUCUGUUGGAUUGCUGUGUUUGUUUGUUUGUUUGUUUGUUUGUGUGUGUGAGACAGAAUUUGCGUUAUAUCAACAUAUCUGCCGGACCCCGGGUUUUGACGAUGUAACUGAUAAUGUGAUAAUAAUACUAUAAACAUAGUGUUAUGUUAGAGUAUGUUCAUCGGAUUUUAUGAUGAGAUAAUGGAAUAGUGAGAUUGAUGAAUCUAUUCCAGGAUAAAUCUAUGUGAUUUGAUGGAUCAAUUGCAAUUAUAAAAU